AUGGGUACGACAAAUCACACUUCUACGGUGCCUGUCCCGGCAGAGCCGGCGUUGGACUACCACUUCAAGUACACGGUGCAAAAGGGCGUUUUCAUGCAGAGCGAGGAUGAGACUGAUGACAAGAGUUUCGAUUUCAAGACGCAAAACUUCGGUCUCAUCGACCGUUCCUACCCGGGAGAAGACGACAGCGAAGAAAAGCAAUGGAGGCGUCUUGAGAAGUACGUGGCCAGUUUGGAAGCUGCGAAGAAAGAGGGUGAGAGUUACAAAGUACUCUUUCUGGGUCGCCAUGGUCAGGGUUGGCAUAACGUUGCAGAGACAAAGUACGGGACAAAAGCUUGGGACUGCUACUACGCCGCCCUCGACGGCUUCGACGGCAUAACCUGGGCGGAUGCAAACCUCACCACUGUAGGCCAAGACCAAGCUCUCGCUGUGAACAAGCUAUGGGCCGAACAACUAUCCCUCGGCAUCCCACCCCCACAAACCUACUACGUCUCGCCCUUAACCCGUACAAUCGAAACAGCCAACCUGAGUUUCAAGUCCCUCCCGCUUCCUGAGUCGCGCCCUUACAAACCCUUCAUCAAAGAGCUCGUCCGCGAAGCCCUCGGCGUACACACAUGCGACCGCCGCAGCACAGCCGCGUACAUCAAAGCCACUUUCACGGAUCCACCUCUAACUUUCGAACCCGGAUUCUCAAACGAAGACCUACUCUGGGAGGCUGGAUACCGGGAACCAAGAUCCGCAAGACGGUACCGCCUAGCCACCUUUCUGGACGAUGUUUUCGCCACCGACGACAAUGUGUGGUUGAGUUUUACUAGUCACUCGGGGGCGAUUGGCAGUAUGCUGGAGGUGCUUGGGCACAGGACGUUUGCGCUUGAGACGGGGGGUGUUAUACCGGUUUUUGUCAAGGCGGAGAGGGUGGCUGGGAAGAGGGAGGUUCCGCCUAAGGAACCUAGUGCUUCGCCGCCCUUGUGUGAUGGGCCGCCUGAGUGA
This is a messenger RNA of Alternaria ventricosa, 990 nucleotides long. RefSeq lists its product as uncharacterized. Gene Ontology annotation, molecular function: phosphatase activity. Gene Ontology annotation, cellular component: cytoplasm. The record is from RefSeq and is a predicted model, not a curated record. The coding region runs from base 1 to 990 and encodes 329 amino acids. The transcript has 3 exons. NCBI's taxonomy places the organism in Eukaryota, Fungi, Ascomycota, Dothideomycetes, Pleosporales, Pleosporaceae.